This is a messenger RNA of Miscanthus lutarioriparius, 462 nucleotides long. Lineage: Eukaryota; Viridiplantae; Streptophyta; Magnoliopsida; Poales; Poaceae. The record is from the annotation of a GenBank genome assembly.
AUGCGGGAGGGGAUGAGGUCGGCGUGGAUUGGCCUUCUUUCCUGCGGCGGCUUGCUCCGCCUGGUUCCACGCCGGCGGCCUCCUGCCCACCAGGCCUUCUACCCAAGACCCCGUCCGCACAUCAUGGCCGCCUACGGUGCUCGUCGCUGGGUCGCCGUCCCUGUAGCUGAACUCGCCUCGCAAGCGCCGAGGAUGCUGCUCGCCGGAGCUGCCCUCACCGCGGAUGCGAGGGGGCUGCAAGACCCCGCACUUGUCUUGCGCGCGUCACGCCGGCGGAGCUCGGAGCUCGGAGCUGGUGCUUCCCAGUUGAACCACGAAGAAAGGGUCGGGAGGACGAGGGUCACCGGCGCCGCAGGUGAAGACGGAGGCGGCCGGCAAACGAGCUCCAGAAAGCACCUCUCCCGUCACGCCGUUGCGAGCGAAGCAGUGGAGAGGAUAAGGAUAAGGACCGAAAGACUCUAA